This is a messenger RNA of Epinephelus moara (kelp grouper), 1184 nucleotides long. RefSeq lists its product as uncharacterized. The transcript has 4 exons. NCBI's taxonomy places the organism in Eukaryota, Metazoa, Chordata, Actinopteri, Perciformes, Serranidae. Gene Ontology annotation, biological process: protein ubiquitination. Bases 296 to 799 code for a protein of 167 amino acids. Gene Ontology annotation, molecular function: ubiquitin protein ligase activity. The record is from RefSeq and is a predicted model, not a curated record.
GCCCCCACAAACACAGCAGACACUCCUAACAGGCGGCAGACGAGCCCGGCUUUCCAUUCACUGCAGUGUGGCUGAGCUGUUCACUCCAAAGGGACAAUACAGGAGCUCUGAGUCUGCUCUGGGAAUAACAUUAUUACAUGGGCUUCAUCUGACCUAGAGAAGCAAGCUGAGAACCUGCAGCGACCGUCUACUCCAACAAGUCCUCAUCAUCAGUCGUUAGACAGUGGAGCAGUUUUCACUGGGACUUACAGAUCAUCCACUAACUCUGAUCUCUGCAGUCACACUCAGCUCCGCCAUGGUUCUAUGUGAGGACGGCGAGUGCAGCGUCUGCCUCUUCCCCUACUCUCGGAUGGACAGGAUCCCCCGCGUGCUCCACUGCAGACACACCUUCUGCGAGCCUUGCCUGGAGACGAUGUCGCAGGCCAGCGGCGGGCUGCUCACCGUGGGCUGCCCUCUGUGUCGCCGGGUGACCUGCAUAGGACGCGGCCUCAGCCUGCAGGAAGCUCUGUGGGUCGACAGCAGGCUGUGGGAGCAGAUACCGGAGGAUGCGGACGCAGAGGCCGAGCAGGAGGAGGAGGAAGAUGGACUGAAACAAGCAGCUGAGGAGGAGGGGACGGAGACCAAACAGCCGUCGGUGCAGGCAGAAUGUGCCUCCUCCAGCUCAGCGAGAACGAAGCUCAAACUGCCUGCGUUCUUCAGGAGGUUCAGUUUGACAAAGCAACACCAGGAGAGAAUCGUGCCGGGCAGUAAUGUGGAAAUGAAAUCCUGGCGCAGGCUUUCAACUGAAGAGACUAUUUGAAGAUACGCGACAGCUCCUCUCAGGAUGUAAUUUACGGAUGGUAGACGCCACUAGAAGACUCGACUCAGCCUUGUCAGCAGAAGGAAAGUUGAGGCCGUUAGGGCCGAGAAUCCAUUUGUGUUCCUGUCAAGACAUUGUUUUGUCCUCAGCCAAAGGUGCCCUGUCUCCCCAUUAUUUAUUCUGGGCUUAAUUCUCCCAGCUGGUGCUGUGGGAUUUGGUUCAGCUGUCCCAGUGGGACUCACACCCCGAGACCCCCUCGUAACAGAUGGUCUCCUGAGGAUUUUCCCUUUUCCAUAGCCACUGCUGAACACUGAAUAUAACUUAUUGUUUUUUUAUUUAUGAUAGCUAGUUGACAAAGUAUCUAAUAAAACUAUUUUUGAACAGA